This is a messenger RNA of Chenopodium quinoa (quinoa), 855 nucleotides long. RefSeq lists its product as uncharacterized. The transcript is spliced from 2 exons. The record is from RefSeq and is a predicted model, not a curated record. Gene Ontology annotation, molecular function: nucleic acid binding; RNA-DNA hybrid ribonuclease activity. The coding region runs from base 1 to 855 and encodes 284 amino acids. Lineage: Eukaryota; Viridiplantae; Streptophyta; Magnoliopsida; Caryophyllales; Amaranthaceae.
AUGUGGGAUUUCUCGAAUGAUGGUUGCUAUAUUGUGAAGUCAGCCUAUAUGCUAGGCAAAUCUUGCAAUCUUGAUUUGUUUCACAAAGCAUGGGUGGAGAUUUGGAAGCUAGAGGUUACCACGAAAGUCCGUCACUUUCUGUGGCGAGUCUGUACGGGAACCCUCCCAGUGAGAGCCUACCUCAUGUAUAGGCACAUGACGGAUGUUGCAGACUGCCAUGUUGAAUCAUGGAGCAAGUUGGAUGCAAAGAAGGUGAAUAGUGGUGCGAUUUUAAUGUGGAAUCUAUGGAAUCGGAGAAACGAGAUGAUCUUCAAUGGCAAGGAAGUUUAUCAUCCCGUCUUUGUUGAUCGUACUCUCCGUCUUGCGGCUGAUUGCAACACUUACAUGAAGAAGAUAUACGGAGGGGUCAAAAGGAAUUCAUGCCCCAGCCCCAAAGUAUGGAAAGCUCCACCAAAAGGUACUGUCAAGCUCAAUCGUGAUGCUUCUUUGUGUGAUGACGGAUGGGUAGGAAUGGGAGUGAUUGCUAGAGACUGGAAGGGGGACGCCCUAUUUGCUGCUGCCAAAAGAGUGAGAGCUCAUUGGCCUCCAAUUAUUGCGGAAGGGAAAGCGAUUGCCUUGGCUAUGAAACUAGCAAAACACUACGGCUUGUCAGAAAUUAUAAUUGAAUCGGAUAGCCAAGUUCUCAUCAAUCGCUUAAACAAAGCAUCGAUCUUCUUCACUGACCUUGAUGCAAUUCUGGAUAAGAUUAUAUCUUCUUGUUUUUCUUUUAACUCUGUUGUUUGGUGUCAUGUUAAACAGGAUGGUAAUGUUGCGGCUCAUAAUUUAGCCCGUUUAACGCCUUUUGGGGUAGAAUAG